GCAUGCGGACGUAUUAUCUCAAGCAACUGCUUUACUUUACGGUUACAAUCCAAAGAGAUUACCAAGUCUUGGUGCUUAUCUCUGGACCCUGUCUUGCAAUUUGGUUAUGAUUUGAAUGCGUCCUGCGCCUAAAAAUAUAACCAAGACUACACUUCCCGCCAGGCCGCUCUCUUCACGCUCAUCGUCAUCCUCAUUACUAUCCAAUUCAACAAACUCACUCCCACAAAAUUAUGCUGCAUCGCACCUGACCACAGCAAUGAUGCAAUCUCAGCACCCACCGGCGGUAGGAACUACCCCGCCUCGCAAUUCAAAGCUAGACCAUAUUAUACAGAAUUUUUAUACCAAAGCUGCCCAAGUCAUUGUGCAGGCACGAUUAGGUCAGAUAGAAGAACGUCAAGCCAAUCGCGGACAAUCCACACGCCGAUCUUCGAGAGGCUUGCAAACCAGAGACAGCAAUACCAGUAAAAAAGCAAACAAAUGGUUCAAUUUAGUCACAGAGGAUUUGGAUGUCUUGAAGGAGGAUCUUAAAUUUUGGCGGACGCAAGCCAUCAAUCCCUCGGGUGAAGAGCCUCCUCCCAUGAAAAUUGACAUCUUUUUAGACGUUUCCGAAUUAUCUCAAAACCAAAUCCUUGUUGUGGUGGAUGAAACCUUGCGCCGAAAUCGUAUUGAUCUUGCUUCCAGUGCUACGAGUUCCGGCUCAAGAACGACGGUUGAUAAAAUCUUACUUGAAAGCUGGACCUUAACAUUAAACCAUCCCAUUCCUGACUAUUCAGUCGACCUACCCAACUUAUACAAACGCUCUAUUGUCUUUUUCCGAUCUUUGCAUUCUUAUGUCCGACUUUUACCUGCUUAUAAUUUGUAUCGCCGUUUGCGGAAGUAUGGAAACAUAAGUCAGCUGCGACUCGGCUAUCGUAUGGUGUCCGUGGAUACCGAGCAAAGUGGCGAAAUUGGAAUUGAUGUCUCAAUUGUCGAGCACGAUGCUCGUAGCCCUACCAAGUCCUAUGAGUUUGCUGAUAUAAUGACACCCCUGGGACAUUUCAAUCUCAAAGUCGAAUAUCGCCCAAACUGUGACUUUCAAGUCGAUGACAUGGAACGGGAUCUUAGUGCUCGCUUCAUUGAUAUGGAUGAGCAUUAUUUCACACCCACUAUGGCGAAAUACCAGCAGGAGCAAGAUAUGCAACGAACUCGUUCAGCAUCAUCUUAUGAAGGCGGCAGUGCCAAGGCAAAAAAUACCGUAACUGGUUUCAAACCCGUGAGUCCUGGGAGCCUACCUUCACCCAUCGCUGCUUCUAGUCAUGAAGAUCAGGAACUCUAUGACAGUCCAAGUUCAAAAGCGUUGGCAGACGAUUAUUCUGAUCCCCGUGAAAUCGUUCAGCAACGUCAGCGACAAGCUAGCAUGACAUCCAUGUCCUCCAUCUCACCGGUGAAUCGUGAACGGUUAUCCUUCACACGAACCAGUGGUGCCGAAGCAUCGACGGCAAGCAUUGGUCGCAAACCAUCGGCAACUAAUAUAUCCCCUUUCAAAUCCCCAUCCUUAUCGUCAUCACCCAUUCAACAAAGUGGAUCCGAAUAUGGCAUUUCUCAAUCAAAAUAUUAUUCGUCACCCAUUGGCCAUCCUUCUGGAAGCAGUAAGCCCUUUUCAUAUCAGUCUACUGGCGGAGACGAUGGUAGUUCUAGCAGUGCUCGCAAAGUGGAGUUUUCAAGCAGCUUUGAUCGUUACAAAGGGAGCCCCAGUCGUGGUGACAUUGGUACUGGAAUGAGUCGCCGCUUAUCGCGUAACAGUGAUCAUAGUCUGGUUGAUUUUUACUCAUCUGGUCAAGAUUCCGAUUCUGCUCUGGAAGAAUUUAUGCAGUUCGUACAAUCCAAGCAGGAGUUGAAGAUGUUUUCCAGUAGAGGUAGUACAACGGCCACACCGGACAAUGAGUUGUCCUAUGAUGACAGUAUAGACAAUAGUAUGAUGGCUAGUGGAUUAGGGAGUGGCUCCAUGUACAGGUCAAAGGUACGACGAAUAUGAGAAAGAUCACGAUAGCGCUGACAUCUGACACCCUCUUCCACCUAUAGAAAGCACUUUCUCGAUUUCAGGCGUUGCGAGAAUCGCACGAUAACCUAUCAGAAUCGAUGUCUGCUAGUAUGAUGGGGUUAGGUAUAACUGAAGGAAGUGGUGGCGGAAGGAACUAUGGGUCGCCUAGUUACACAGGCGUAUCACCCACUUCAUCAUCGUCAUCUCAAAGUCGAUAU
This is a messenger RNA of Umbelopsis ramanniana AG, 2238 nucleotides long. RefSeq lists its product as uncharacterized. Gene Ontology annotation, cellular component: phagophore assembly site; cytosol; extrinsic component of membrane. Gene Ontology annotation, biological process: piecemeal microautophagy of the nucleus; mitophagy; protein localization to phagophore assembly site. NCBI's taxonomy places the organism in Eukaryota, Fungi, Mucoromycota, Umbelopsidomycetes, Umbelopsidales, Umbelopsidaceae. The record is from RefSeq and is a predicted model, not a curated record. The coding region runs from base 116 to 2014 and encodes 632 amino acids. The transcript has 8 exons.